AUGGGGAGUGCAGAUGUGAACCCUGGUGAUGUGGAAGGGCAGCAAAGCAGUGGAGAGGCUUCAGGUGGUGCAGGGGGUGGGAAACAGUCUGAGCAAAGCUCUGAAGCAAAGCCAGGCAGGUUCCCAUCACCUGACAGUGGCUUCCAGUCUGAUUUUGCACCUUCUAAGACUGACCCAGAGGCAACUGGCACACCUUUGGAAGCAGUCCCUGGUGUCACUGAUGCUGAGCAGCCACAGCCAGCCACUGGACCUGAGGUGGGGACAGAGAAACUGACAGCAGAUGGAGCUGCCCAGAAGAAGAAGAAGAAGAAACAAAAACCAUCUGCCAGUAAAAAGGAGGCAGAAAAAGCUGAGACCAACAAGAAAGCAAAAGCAGAAGCUAACAGAGGUCAAAAGAAAGAUCCUUCCCAGCAGGCUGAGGCUCCCCAGCAGCUGGAUGAGCAGCUGUGGAAAGAGCUGGACUGGUGUGUGGAACAGCUGGAACUUGGCCUGAAGACCCAGAAAUCAACUCCAAGGCAGGCGGCAGAGGCUGCCCAGGCCAUCAGGACGCUGCGCAGCGACAAGGCUCCGCUGGUGAGGAAGCGUCAGCUCAUGAGAGCCAUGUUUGGGGACUACAGGAGGAAGAUGGAGGAGGAGUGGUGCAGAGAGCUGAAGCUCAUGGAAGCAGCUGUGAAGUCUGCCAGGGUGGUGGCAAUGCAGAGAGACACCUGCAGGAAAAGCUGCCAGUUCAUCAGGAAGCCCUCAGGAGCUUGCAGGAAGAGCCAGGCUUCAGCAGGAUCCCCUGCAGGAUCACCCAGGAGACUCAACACAGGCUUGUUCAAAUUCCUAACUCCCCAAGAAGAGUUUCACUUCAAUUUCUUGGAGGAAAGUCAUUUAGACUAAGACCUGUGGCUAAAAGCCACACCCAGGCCUCCUGUGAGCUUCAUGGUGGAGAGCUGCUGUGCAGCAGAAAAUGUUACACCAGAAUGUGGGGAUUUCCAAAGGGAAGGAGGUGUAAAACAGGCCUGCCU
This is a messenger RNA of Dryobates pubescens (Downy woodpecker), 1010 nucleotides long. RefSeq names its product chromosome 4 C8orf33 homolog (gene C4H8orf33). The record is from RefSeq and is a predicted model, not a curated record. Lineage: Eukaryota; Metazoa; Chordata; Aves; Piciformes; Picidae. The transcript is spliced from 6 exons. Bases 1 to 882 code for a protein of 293 amino acids.